GCAGAUAGAGGAAGUUUGAGCUCACAUGAAGAAGCUAGCGAAAGGAUUACUGUUGAUGUUCUGUCGCACUGACCUGUCAAGAAAACGGCAUGAAGUUCUUACAAUUCUUGGCUAAAAUACACAUAUAAAGUAAACGAUUGCAGUGUCCAUAGUCGUAAUAGUUUGUUACAACAAGUGAAAACAUUGGAUAUAAAGGUGUGAACAGGUGUGAACUGGUCCGUUGCCGGGCAGACUGUGUGGCUGACUGGCACAGCGGAAUGCAAAGAUGCUGCUCUCCUUGGGGAUGCUGAUGUUGUCCGCCACGCAGAUCUACACCAUUUUCACCGUGCAGCUCUUCGCUUUCCUCAACCUGCUGCCCGUGGAGGCUGACAUCGCUGCCUACUCAUUCGACAACAAAACGGGGAACUUUGAUGACCUGCCUGCACGAUUUGGAUACCGGCUGCCCAGCGACGGAUUGAAGGGCUUCCUGGUUGGCGCGCGGCCCGAGAACGCCUGCGAGCCCAUCGAUCCGCCGCCCCUGCGGGACAACCUGACGGGCGCCUUCAUCGUGCUCAUCAAGCGCUUCGACUGCAACUUUGACGUCAAGGUCCUAAAUGCCCAGAAGGCUGGCUACAGCGCCAUUGUUCACAAUGUGGACUCUGAUGACUUAAUCAGCAUGGGAUCCAAUGAUCUGGAUGUCUUGAAGCAGAUAGACAUUCCAUCUGUGUUUGUGAGUGAGGAGACUGCCGUCUCUCUGAAAGAGGACUACAUAUACGACAAGGGGGGUCACGUGGUCCUCAUGCCAGACUUCAGCCUGCCGCUGGAGUACUACCUGAUCCCCUUCCUCAUCAUCGUGGGGAUCUGCCUCAUCCUCAUCGUCGUGUUCAUGAUCACCAAGUUUGUCCAGGAUCGACAUCGGGCCCGUAGAAGCCGCCUGCGCAAGGACCAGCUGAAGAAACUCCCCAUUCACAAGUACAAGAAAGGGGACUCCUACGAUGUGUGUGCCAUCUGCCUGGAUGAGUACGAGGAAGGCGACAAGCUACGCGUCCUGCCCUGUUCCCACGCCUACCACAGCAAGUGCGUGGAUCCCUGGCUGACUAAAACCAAGAAGACGUGCCCCGUGUGCAAGCAGAAGGUGGUGCCUUCCCAGGGCGACUCGGACUCCGAGUCGGAGGAGGGGGAGAGCGGCCCGGAGGAGAACGAGGAGGUGUCGGAGAGCACCCCGCUGCUGCGCUCCCUGGCGUCCACCAGCGCCCACUCCUUCGGCACCAUGUCCGGCGCGUCGCGCUCCGACCCCGAGCAGGAGUCCUCCGAGUACGAGGACGAGCUGGACACCAGCGACGACAGCGAGGAGGAGGUCACCGUGGAGACGGUGGUGGUGCAGCUGCAGCAGCCGUUGCGCUUGGAGGGCCACGGCCCGCCCCGCGUCUGACCCCGACUGGAUAGUCUUGAUUGUCACAUUGCAAGGCCCCGCCUUCCCUCACCUACAGAACCCACCGGAUUCAAAGCAACGGAAACUCACAUUGAGGGAGUGGCCUAUACGGAUUUGUGUUUCAUUUUUACGUCACUGCUUCGUAUUUAGUCUCCCCCCCUUCCCCUCACCCUCACGUUAGAAAGAAAAUAUGAAUUCUCGUUUUUUUUACCUGAUUGCUGGGGGCCCGGCUAUACGCUGAAAAAUCUAGAUGGGAUUGUGAGUCAUUGUGUGUUUUGGGGCUAUGUGGUGCAAAUGAUACAGAACUGUUGCGUGUGCACCCUGCUUUGGGCUCUGGUUGGUCAGUUUAGGGAUGGAUUACAGCAGGUUUACUGUUACUGUCAACCUUAGUCACUGUGAAGCAACUCUGGGUUUGUGCCUGAGAGCAUGUUUGACACACAACCGAGUGAAAGCAUUAUUGUAUAUAAAAUGUAUAGAACACCAUACAUAACAUCUUUAUCUUUGAUUAUUUUGUAGCCUGCAUUAUCUGUAUGCCUCUGUAUCAGAAGGUGGGGAAGCAAACUAAUGAAACUUCUAAUGUAAAUACUCUUUGCUGCAUAGAGAUCCUAAUCAAAUGACUAUGCAGCAUGUUUUUUUUUUGUCGUUUUUGUUUUGUAAAAUUCAAACUGACAUUUUCUUUGUGAAUAUACGGCUAGAGAAGACCACAAGACUUGCCAAUUUGUUUCUAGCCAGCGAUCAGUCACUCGUACCGCUGUGUGAGUUUGCAGUGACUGGACAGUAUCAUUCACAAGUGGCCAAACCGGUUAGGCAGUUGAGUUUUGUUAGCAGAGAAAAGUUGUACGUUGUGUAUUCACACCAUCGUAGGCAUCAACUCAGAAGUCAUGUGGAACAGGAGAGACUUAGGCAGCAGUUUGCUAUUCUAAUACAUUUAACUAGAGGUUGUCAAAUAGCCCAUGUUGAGCCUUCAUUUGGCUCCCCGCGGGCAAUUAUAACCCCCUCCAUAAGAUUGUUUUGAAGGUGGUUGAUUUUUGGUCCUCUGCAUAUAUUUAAAUACUGUAACUAGUCAGAUCUAAAAGUGGAAGUUUUUUGUUUCUAACAUGGCUUGAACUGUUCCAUGUUAUGUCCUGUUGCCUUUUGAGUUGUGUUGUCCAGUUGUAAACGUCUUCAAUACCCAUGUCUAUUCAAUCCAAUUUCACUUCAAUAAAGAAACUACUUUUGUCAAGAGUGAA
Hypomesus transpacificus is the source of this 2640-nucleotide messenger RNA. It is a transcript of the gene rnf13, whose product is annotated as ring finger protein 13. The record is from RefSeq and is a predicted model, not a curated record. NCBI's taxonomy places the organism in Eukaryota, Metazoa, Chordata, Actinopteri, Osmeriformes, Osmeridae. Gene Ontology annotation, molecular function: ubiquitin protein ligase activity; zinc ion binding. Gene Ontology annotation, cellular component: nucleoplasm; cytoplasm. Gene Ontology annotation, biological process: positive regulation of DNA-templated transcription; ubiquitin-dependent protein catabolic process; protein ubiquitination.